CACAUUCGAGACGGCGCAUUGAUAUAAAGGCGUACUUAGCUAACAUAUCCUUCAUUCUCUUUGGCUGGCGUCCAUUCGUGAAGUGACAGCUCUUCUACACCACCGUGGUUUGAAGUAACUGCUUGUGAUUAAUCCAUUUGUAGACGGACAUAGAAUUAAAUAUGUUAUUUAACAACAUUUAUGUCUUUCUGGUCAUUUAUAUUUUUGCGGUAUUUGAUAUCGGGAAUGCCAGAAAGUCCACAAACGACGCCUUUCUGACUAAAGUAUCGGCUUGUUGUCAAUCGGCAAUUCUGGCGGUGAAGACACAAAGGAAUCCAAAUUGUAAAGCAAUUGGUCGACGUGCAUCUUCUGGACUUAUUUGUCGUACAUCUGCUGAAUUGUGUUGUGUAAAGCAGUUGCAAGAAUCUUUAUGCAGAAAGGGAAGAUCGGUCGCAAUUAAUGGCGGUUCCUGUGAUUUGGACUCUACGCGUUAUUAUGGUAGAGAAGAUCACCAAGAGUGCUGUUAUUGUUGUUAUCUUGGAAUUGAGGCCAAACGGAAAGGAAUUGGUUGUCAAACUUCCGCGGUUCUUGGUUUCCCUUGUCAAAACGCAUUUUCAAGAUGUUGUUUAAUGGAUGAUCCACAUCCUUCAGGUUUUCCAACAGGAGUGUUUGGACCAGUAGUAGCAACAACUGCACCAAGAACAUGCUCUAAUUUAGGAUGUUCUCAAAGUUGUGUUCUCCUCAGCGGUGUUCCUACUUGUGUUUGUAGGAACGGAUUUGAACUAAAUGUGAAUGGUCGUACGUGCAACGAUGUGAAUGAAUGCGCCAGAGGUGUAGUGUGCAAUCAAGGUCAAGCGUGCAGAAACACGUACGGGUCAUACGAGUGCGUUAAAGGCGCACAAGUUGUCACCGUUGCCCCUACUAUCACGUGUCCAAUAGGUCUCGAAGUUGAUCCCGGUAGAAGACAAUGUCGAGAUAUAAACGAGUGUGAACGAUCUCCUUGUCAACCCGAGGAACAGUGUCAAAAUUCGAUAGGAAGUUAUACAUGCAACCCAAGAUGCCCAAGUACAUAUGUAUUCAGGAAUGGUCAAUGUGAAAAAAAAUGUCGUUCAGGAUUGAGGUGGGACGGUCGACGAUGCACGGAUAUAGACGAGUGUAAUACAGUAAGGAAUGCCUGCCCAAGUGGACAAUCAUGUGAAAAUGUUCAAGGCAGUUAUCGCUGUCGUUGUCCAAGUGGAUAUACACUUCGCAACUCAAGAUGUUAUGAUAUAGACGAGUGUAAUACAGUAAGGAAUGCCUGCCCAAGUGGACAAUCAUGUGAAAAUGUUCCAGGCAGUUAUCGCUGUCGUUGUCCAAGAGGAUAUACACUUCGCAACUCAAGAUGUUAUGAUAUAGACGAGUGUAAUACACUAAGGAAUGCCUGCCCAAGUGGACAAUCAUGUGAAAAUGUUCCAGGCAGUUAUCGCUGUCGUUGUCCAAGUGGAUAUACACUUCGCAACUCAAGAUGUUAUGAUAUUGAUGAGUGCCGAGAAGGUUUGUGUGCUAGGCAUGAAACAUGUACUAAUCUGCCUGGAACGUAUCGUUGUGAAGACAAAUCGAGGUGUGACCCUGGAUAUCGCCGUCAGAGUGGAGCCUGUGUUGAUGUAAAUGAGUGUUUAGAUUCCAGACGGUGCUCCAGUGAUCAAGUGUGUGUAAAUACAGAAGGAAGCUACGAAUGCAGAGUCCGAUGUUCGUCCGGUUAUGAGCGAGAUCCAUCCACUAAUGAUUGUAGAGACAUCGAUGAGUGUGCGGUUGGUAACCGAUGUGGGCCAAAUAGAGAUUGUCGAAAUCUUCCUGGAACCUUUAGCUGUAUUCGGGGAUGUCAACCUGGAUACGAGAGAAAUAAUGGAAGGUGUGAAGAUAAAGACGAAUGUCUUAUAUAUAAUAUAUGUUCUCCUCCGAGACCUGUAUGUGAAAAUAUACCUGGUAGUUACAGAUGUAAUUAUCGUAAAUGUCCUGAUGGCUUUGAAAGAAGACGAGAUGGACGAUGUCAUGACAUCGAUGAAUGCACUACCGGAAGACACAGAUGCAGAGCCAAAACUGAAAUGUGUGUUAAUGUCAAUGGCACAUACUCGUGCCGCUGCAAUCCCGGCUAUUACAGAAGAGCAGAAGAAGUCCAUUGUCGAGAUAAAGAUGAGUGUUCAGAAGCAAGCCAGUAUUGUCAACACAACUGCGUAAAUACAGAUGGUUCAUUUAGGUGUGAAUGCAGAAGUGGAUAUAAACUCGCGGAUAAUACAAAUUGUUUUGAUGUGAAUGAGUGCAGAGAAGGAAUUUCAGGCUGUGAACAAAGAUGUGUAAAUAGUCAAGGUUCUUACCGUUGCGAAUGUGAAAUAGGAUACAGAUUACAAAGAGAUAAAGUGUCAUGUGUAGAUAUCGACGAAUGCAAACAACCUAGAGAGUAAAUACUGGCUGUAAAUGGAAAUGUGAAAACACUAUGGGGGG
This is a messenger RNA of Dendronephthya gigantea, 2460 nucleotides long. Its product is annotated as fibrillin-1-like. Lineage: Eukaryota; Metazoa; Cnidaria; Anthozoa; Malacalcyonacea; Nephtheidae. The transcript has 18 exons. Gene Ontology annotation, molecular function: calcium ion binding. Gene Ontology annotation, cellular component: extracellular region. The record is from RefSeq and is a predicted model, not a curated record. The coding region runs from base 162 to 2420 and encodes 752 amino acids.